ACCACCCCCAUGAGUUAGACUUUUUUUUUGUUAUUGGUACCUGGACGUGAACACUUGGAGCUGAGAGAUCCGAUGGCGGACAAGAAGAAAUACAAGAAAACCAAAGAGGAAAUCCGGCGGGAGAUCGCGAGGGAGUUCGAUCUCCCGGAGCGCAAGUCCAAGAUAGCCACAAUACUCAAACAGGAGGACCAGGCCUACUGCAUCUGCCGGACCUCUGACUGCUCCAGGUUCAUGAUAGGCUGCGAUGGCUGUGAGGAAUGGUACCACGGAGAUUGCAUUGGCAUCACGGAGAAGGAGGCCAAGCACAUCAAACAGUACUACUGCCGGCGCUGCAAGAAGGAAAACCCCGAGCUCCAAACCAUAUUCCGUCUGGUGGCCACUGAACGGGCCGCCGCCUCCAAUGCCGCCUCUACGAGUCUAAACGCCCCGGGCGGAGCGGGUCCAUCAGGGGCUCCGCCCGGCGGCGGUGGUGGCCCUGGUGGAACUAACGCCCUGCCUCCGCCUCCAACGCCGGCGGCGAUAAAGCGGAAAAACAGCAACGCCCGCGAACCGAAGAUGGGGAGGCGAUGUGGCACUUGUGAGGGCUGCCGCCGGCCCAAUUGCAACCAGUGCGACGCCUGUAGAAUACGGGUGGGGCACAAGCCGCGCUGCAUUUACCGCACCUGCGUCGCCCAGGCGGCUGCCGAGGCGCAGCCCACUACCUCGGGUCCUGGCCGGAAGAGGGAAAAGGCCGGUGCGGCCGCUGCGAAGGAUCGCAAGCUGAACGGCGUAAGCGGUCCAAGACCAGCUAGCCCGGAGGUGUUCAUCAACCCAGAGCUGGAGGGUAUGCGCCAGUGCCACGGACCCGGCUGUUGCUGCCAGGCGCGACCCCAGAGCAAAUACUGCAGCGACAAGUGCGGCUUCAAUCUGGCCACGAAUCGCAUCUUUCAGGUCCUACCUCAGCGUCUGCAGGAAUGGAACCUAACGCCCUGCCACGCAGCCGAGGCGAAUCGAAAGCAGCUAGACCAGAUCCGCCAGAAGCAGUCCAUGGUGCGCUUCGCGCUGGCCGAACUGGAAAAGCGCUCCGAGGAGCUCAACAUGGUUGUGGACCGCGCCAAGCGCAGCUCCAUCGACACCCAGCGACCGCACGACAGUGCUGAUGGCGGAGAGGACGAGCAGAGCAUGUACUGUAUCACCUGCGGCCACGAGAUCCACUCGCGCACGGCCAUCAAACACAUGGAGAAGUGCUUCAACAAGUACGAGUCGCAGGCCAGUUUCGGCAGCAUCUUCCAGACCAGGAUGGAGGGCAACAACAUGUUCUGCGACUUCUACAACCAGGCAAGCAAGACGUACUGCAAGCGCCUGCGGGUCCUGUGUCCCGAGCACAGCAAGGACCCCAAAGUUCUCGACACGGACGUGUGUGGCUCGCCGCUGGUGAACAAUGUGUUCAAUCCCACGGGUGAGUUUUGUCGGGCGCCCAAAAAGAACUGUUUCAAGCACUACGCCUGGGAGAAGAUACGCCGGGCGGAGAUCGACUUGGAGAGGGUGCGGCAGUGGCUGAAGAUGGACGACCUGAUGGAGCAGGAGCGGAUGCUGCGGCAGCAACUGACCUCGCGAGCAAACCUUUUAGGAUUGAUGCUGCAUUCCACGUACAACCACGAGGUGAUGGACGAGCUGGUGCGCAAGCAGCAGGAGCAUCUGGCGGAGUUCGAGAAGCAGAAACGGCGGCAGCAGCACCAGCAGCAGCUGCAGGCCCAGCAGGCAGCAUUCCAGGAAAAGCAACAGCAGUUGCAGAAACAGCAACAGCAGCAGCAGCAGCAACUGUUGCAGAAACAGCAACAACAGCAGCAGCAACUGCAGCAGCAGCAGAAACAGCAGCAACAGCAACAGCAGCAACAGCAACAGCAGCAACAACCACAACAACAACAAGUACUACUAAAGCCACAACAGCAACCUCAACAGCAGCAGAUCGUGCAACAGCAACACCUGCUGCAGCCACUCAAACCGCAACCACCUUUGAAGCCUCAAACGCCACUCAUCUUCCAGCGAAAGUCAUAGAUUUCCAUUCCUUUAAACUAAGUAAGAAUAACAGAAACAGAAACAGAAACAGAAAGAGAAAGAGAAAACCGCAAACAAAGCCGAAAACAAAACAAAUCAUAAACAAAACAAUAAACUGACAUGCAAGAAACCCUUUUGUGCGAGAAUCCUGACAUGUUUUCACUCCCUCGCGUAUGAAACUAGUCGCGUUUGGUGUCGCGUUUCUCUGGGCAACCGGAUAACACAAUUGCCGGCUGUCGGUGUUCCCGGAACACAAGUACAUCGUGGAGGAACAAAGGUUGCCAAGCGCCUGAGUCGGAAUCGGAGUCGGAGUCGGAGUCGGGCCACAGGGAAUGGUUGUGUUUGUUAUUGAAAACUAAGCAUCAAAUAUGCAUUUAUUGAUAGCAACCUGCCCAUAAAAAGGAAAGCUGCCUUUUUGGGCGAGAACGACAGCGAAUAUCAUGUACUAUUUUAGAUAAUUCUAAUUAUUGAACGAAAUUGAUAAUAUAAGAUAUUAUUAUUACUGUUAGUUAUUUAUUUUUACAA
Drosophila ananassae is the source of this 2562-nucleotide messenger RNA. RefSeq names its product CXXC-type zinc finger protein 1 (gene Cfp1). Gene Ontology annotation, molecular function: DNA binding; zinc ion binding. The transcript has 5 exons. Lineage: Eukaryota; Metazoa; Arthropoda; Insecta; Diptera; Drosophilidae. Gene Ontology annotation, biological process: positive regulation of DNA-templated transcription. The record is from RefSeq and is a predicted model, not a curated record. Gene Ontology annotation, cellular component: Set1C/COMPASS complex. Bases 73 to 2037 code for a protein of 654 amino acids.